Phaeoacremonium minimum UCRPA7 is the source of this 1008-nucleotide messenger RNA. Its product is annotated as putative mate efflux family protein. Gene Ontology annotation, cellular component: membrane. Gene Ontology annotation, biological process: xenobiotic detoxification by transmembrane export across the plasma membrane. Lineage: Eukaryota; Fungi; Ascomycota; Sordariomycetes; Togniniales; Togniniaceae. The record is from RefSeq and is a predicted model, not a curated record. Bases 1 to 1008 code for a protein of 335 amino acids. Gene Ontology annotation, molecular function: antiporter activity; xenobiotic transmembrane transporter activity. The transcript is spliced from 2 exons.
AUGAAGAAGUACUUACAGGCUCAAGAAAUCUAUCGUCCGGGCACUUAUGUUCUUCUCAUCACAUCUCCACUAAAUGCACUACUCAACUGGCUCUUCAUAUACAAGUUCAAUAUUGGGCUCUAUGGCGCACCAAUUGCCACUGGCAUUUCAUAUUGGAUCUCCUUCCUGCUGCUUGUCGCAUACGCAGCCUUCGUCAAGGGCAAGGAGUGCUGGGGAGGUCUCGCACCACGCCGAGCUCUUCAGCAUCUGUGGCCGUUCGCUAGGCUUGCCUUCCUGGGACUCGUACACGUUGGCACCGAGUGGUGGGCAUUCGAGAUCGUCGCUUUGGCAGCUGGUCGUCUAGGUACCAUCCCCUUGGCGGCACAAUCCGUCAUCAUGACAGCCGACCAGAUCAUCAACACCGUUCCAUUUGGCUUGGGUGUCGCCGCUUCUAGCCGUCUAGGCAACCUACUAGGUGCCCGUCGACCGAAGGAUGCCGAGCGUGCUGCCCAUUGUGCGGCCGUACUGUCCAUGGUUGCCGGUGCACUAAUCUUGGCGGUGUUGAUGGGCACCAAGGACGUGUUUGGGCGUAUAUUCAAUGACGAUGAGCGCGUUGUGCGUCUCGUGGCCGAGGUGAUGCCAUAUGUCGCGCUCUUCCAGAUCGCUGACGGUCUGAAUGGCUCGUGUGGAGGAGCACUCAGGGGCAUGGGACGGCAAUGGGUAGGCGCGCUUGUCAACAUUGUCAGCUACUACUGUGGUGCGCUUCCGGGAGGCAUCUAUCUCGCUUUCCACGGAUGGGGACUGGCCGGUUUGUGGAUCGGGCAGUGCGUUGCUCUGUACCUUGUGGGCGCCCUGGAGUGGGUGAUCGUGGGUAUGUGUAAUUGGGAUAAAGAGGUCGAUAGAGCGAUGGACAGGUUGGAAGCUGGCGGUAUUGGCGCCCGCCAAGAGGAAGAGGAGGUCCUUGAGGGAGACGCACUCGGUAGACAGGGUCAGGGAGGUCACAUUGGGGAGGUGGGAGACCAAGUUUGA